Molecule: messenger RNA, 1872 nt
Organism: Amphimedon queenslandica
Lineage: Eukaryota; Metazoa; Porifera; Demospongiae; Haplosclerida; Niphatidae
Product: solute carrier family 15 member 4-like
Exons: 3
Coding region: 21-1712 (563 amino acids)
Biological process (GO): transmembrane transport
Cellular component (GO): membrane
Molecular function (GO): transmembrane transporter activity
Source: RefSeq, a predicted model, not a curated record
UAGAUCUAUCAAGGGUCAGGAUGGAUACUAGCCAGAUCAUCCUAAGUGCUGGUGUUGAAGAUGCUGAAAGAACAAGAUUACUAUUUGGCUCAUCCUCUGAAGACAGCACCUCAUUCUCAAGGUCAUCAAGCAGAGGCUACAAGUCGAGUUUUAGUAUUUUUUCAACCGGAGGAGCUGUGAGCUGGAGGAAUGUGAAAUUGUCAUUAUGGAGACGUUUGCCUAGAACCAGGCCAGUUAUCUAUGUCCUUUUGAUACAUCUCUUUCAAUACUUCGGCUAUCGGUUAUUGGCAGAGCAGAACAGUGUGCAUAUAAUUCAACCUUCAGAAUGGAAUAAUACAAUAUUUUCUGUCGGUAUCUAUGGGUUUCCAGCUCUCUUCUAUCCAAUUGGAGGGAUAUUGGGUGACGUCUACUUUGGUCGGAAAUUAAUGUCACGUAUUUGUCUAUUUAUCAUAUGGUUUUUUUCGAUCUUACUAACGAUUAAUUUUACAAUUUGCAGCUAUGUCAGUAAAGAUAACGUUGCUUUUAACGUUGUUCUCCCCAUUGUCUUUCUUGUCAUCAUUGGAAUAUUCGAAGGUAUUUUUGAAAUUAAUCUGUUAACGUAUGGCGCUGGUCAACUGUGCAAUUCCCCCAGUGAGGAAGUCAGCUCUUUCAUUUACAUGUGGUACUGGACAAAGAACUUAGCUGCUGUUUUGGGAAUAUUGAGCAGUACAGGAUUCAGAAAGGUUUCCACUGCUGUUGCCGGCCGUAGUGGAUUUCCACCAUUGGCAGCUGCUACAGCUUUGACGGUAGCCUUGCUGCUACACAGAGCUUGCCAGGACAAUUUCGAAACAGAGAGCAGAAACCGAAACCCCAUCAGGCAUAUUUGUGGUGUCCUCUGCAAUGCUGCUCACUCACGACCAAAGCAUCAGUUUAUAAGCGCCUUCCGUUACGGAGAAGACCCUCCAUCUGGACUGGAGUAUGCUAGACAAUAUCAUGGAGGGAAAUAUACUGAUGAACAGGUCCAGGAUGUGAGGAGUUUUGGUAGGAUACUACUUGUUAUUUUAACUUUGAGUGGAUUUGUGUCAACUUAUGGAGCUUAUUUAAGUAUGUCCAAUUAUCAGGUGAAGCAUUUAAAAGAAAUUUCUCCUCUUGAAAGAAAAUAUUUUCUCUUUCAUCAGUUAAGCAGUCUUACUGUCUAUUCUGUAGUGGUUCUCUUAAUUCCUUUACUAAACAACCUAAUAUUUCCUUUUAUGUCUAAUUAUCUUCCUAACUCUCGAAAGCGCAUUGGAUUGGGUCUAGCUUUUGGUUUCUUGUCAGUACUGCUGGCUGCUUGUCUUGGCUCUAAAACCUCCGAUGAUAAUUUAUUGCUGUACCUAUUACUAUCAAGUGUAGUCAUGGGCAUUGCAGAAACAUCAGUCUUUGUGCCUAUUUUGGAGUUCAUUUAUGCUCAAAGUCCAGACAACAUGAAAGGUCUUUUAAUUGGAUGUCAUUAUUUUUUAAUCGGAGUCUGGAGUGCUGUCGUCUCUGUCAUAUAUUUUGGUGUUAAGAAUGAAUAUACAGGGGACGGUCACAAACAUGACGAUCCUAAGUGGCCUAUGUAUUACUAUAUAAGCUAUUCAGUUGUGAGCCUGGUUGGGCUGAUCCUGUUUUGCAUUGUGAGCCUUUUCUAUCGAAACAGACAAAGGAACAAUCCUAUAUCAGAUAUAAUGAGGAUUUCGAUGUACUACAAAUGAAAAUAAUUUUUAUUUUAAUCCUGCUAAAACAUUAUUGCCAUACUUGACACGCUGAUUGUUAUACUUGUCUUGUGUUUUAUAACAUUUAUUAUUAAAUUGUGCUUGCAACAUUAAAUUAUACAUCUUUAUUGUGUUUUUAAAAUGCAAAAUUUAAAUUUAG